AUGGCCUUGGUAGCAUUCCUUAGACGAAACCAAGACAUUUUUGCGUUGAGCCAUGAAGAUAUGCCAGGAAUACCUCCAUCCGUAAUUGUCCACAAACUAAUGGUCGACCCGAGUCAUCGACCGGUUAAACAGGGAAGAAGAAGUUUUGCUCCUAAGCGGAAUCAGGCUGUAGCCGAGGAGGUACAGAAGCUCCUGAAGGCAGAGUUUAUCCGAGAAGUAGAUUACCCAGAGUGGUUGGCUAAUGUGGUGUUAGUCAGAAAAGCUACCGAAAAAUGGAGAAUGUGCGUCGAUUUCACCAACCUCAACAAAGCAUGUCCCAAAGAUAGCUUCCCCUUGCCUCGGAUCGACCUACUGGGAGACUCUACAUCCGGGCAUGAACUACUCACGUUCAUGGACGCUUUCUCGGGGUACAAUCAGAUUCACAUGGAUGAGAUCGACCAAGAAAAAACAUCUUUCAUUACCGACCGAGGCCUUUAUUGCUACAAGAUGAUGCCAUUCGGUCUAAAAAAUGCGGGGGCCACAUACCAGAGGCUGGUAAACAAGAUGCUCCUAGAUCAGAUCGGACGGAACGUAGAAGUUUAUAUCGACGAUAUGCUUGUCAAGAGCAUCCGAGCCGCCGGCCAUAUAGCAGAUUUGAGGGAGACCUUCGAGACGCUAAGGAGUCACAAGAUGAAGCUCAAUCCGGCAAAAUGCGCUUUCAGCGUCUCCUCCGGGAAGUUCUUGGGGUUUAUGGUUUCCGAGUGCGAGGAGGCCUUUGGGAGGUUAAAAGAAUACCUGAUCAAUCCCCCGCUCCUGAGCCGCCCGGAUGAAGGCGAAAUACUUUAUCUCUACCUGGCAGUAUCUCCCUCGGCUGUCAGCUCGGCUAUGGUUCGCGAGGAUUCAGGAAUCCAAAAACCGAUGUAUUUCACCAGCAAAGCACUUCAUGGAGCCGAGGAGAGGUACCCUCGGAUAGAAAAGUUAGCAUUCGCCUUAAUUGUCUCUGCACGAAGACUCAGGCCAUACUUUCAAGCACAUGCCAUACGGGUACUAACCGAGUAUCCAAUGAAGAAGAUAUUACAAAAACCGGACCUCUUGGGCAGGUUGGUGAACUGGUCGGUGGAGCUCGGGCAAUUCGACAUAGAAUUCCAUCCUCGAACAUCCAUCAAGGGUCAGGUACUCGCUGACUUCCUUCUGAAAUUCAAUAAUGCACCCGAAAGCGAAGAACUGCCCAAGAAGGAGACCUGGGUGGUAUAUGUAGACGGUUCCUCAGCCAACCGGAAAAGUGGAGUCAGCGUUGCUCUUGCAAGCCAGGAUGGAGAAAAUUUUCAAUACGCGAUCAAGUUAAACUUUGUUACUACCAACAAUGAGGCAGAGUACGAGGCCGUGUUGGCCGGGCUUUUUAUAGCUCAGGAAAUGGGAGCAAAGAACGUAGAAAUCCGAAGCGAUUCCCAGGUAGUAGUAAGCCAUGUGCAGGGAGUUGCCGAGGCUCAAGGGGAAAAAAUGAUCCAGUACCUCAACAAGGUACGCGAAUAUCAAUCUAACUUUGACAGGACCGCAAUGACAAAAAUUCCCCUGGAGGAAAAUGUCCAGGCAGACGCCCUCUCCAAAAUAGGCUUGGGUACCGGACCCGAUGUCCAAACAUCACCCUACGAGAUGGUUAUACAAACCGAACCAUCAAUUACUCCAAAGUUAGACGUGAUGGAAACCGAAGAAAAAUCAACUGGCCCCGAGUGGGUCACUGAUGUAAUUCAGUACCUCCGAGACGGAUCUUUACCCAAUGACAAGCUGUUGUCUCGCAAGGUAAAAAUGCACUCAUCCCAGUACGUGCUUAUUGGAGGAGUACUUUACCGAAAAGGAUACACCAAGCUACUUCUCAAGUGUCUCACAAACUCGGAUGCAGAGUAUGUGCUUAAGGAAAUACACGAAGGAGUCUGCGGGAACCAUUCAGGCUCUCUGAUCCUAGUACACAAGGCGAUGAGAGCCGGGUAUUACUGGCCAACAAUGAACAAGGACUCGGUCAGGCUGGUUCAACAAUGCGACAAGUGUCAAAGGCUUGCUCGGGUGAUGAAGAGCCCCCCUGAAAAACUCAGUCCGAUCAGCUCGCCUUGGCCAUUUACGAAAUAG
Molecule: messenger RNA, 2103 nt
Organism: Alnus glutinosa
Lineage: Eukaryota; Viridiplantae; Streptophyta; Magnoliopsida; Fagales; Betulaceae
Exons: 2
Coding region: 1-2103 (700 amino acids)
Molecular function (GO): RNA-DNA hybrid ribonuclease activity; nucleic acid binding
Source: RefSeq, a predicted model, not a curated record